UUAUAGCUGUUUUUAAUUUAUCGUUAUUUGAUUUUAAUAAAUAAUUACAAAUGGAUAAAAAGAGAUCUUUUAACGUUUUAUCAACAACUGAUUCUGUAAAAUUGAAUAUAAAUAAUCGUAAUCAGAAUAAAGAUUCCAAAGGAGAUGGCAAUAUUACACAGAGUUCAUCGCGGACACAAUACUUUAAAAGAGAAUUUUACACUGGUGAAAUCAGAAAAUUGAAUGAGAAAGAAGUAAAGAAACUAAGGGAAGGCUUAGAUAGUUCUGGAUCAUCGGAAACUUUUCAAUGCGUCCACGGACCCGAGGGGAAACAGUAUACUGAAGAGGAAAUUUUAAAUAAAUAUUUAACAAAAAAAAUCGAUCCUAUUACAGUCGAUCAGACAUGGGUAGAUCCUUGCCCAUUAAAAGUCGGAUGGGAAGUUGCUCAGACUUUAGUCUUCAUGGUGAAAGAUCCAAUUGCUAUGAAACAGUUAGAUCGUAUGCAAAGCUAUUUGAGAGAUUUUGCUAAAACUGCUGAAUUUGGAUAUAAAAUUGACGUUUUGGAUGAUCUUUGUUUGAUGUUGGAUUAUUUCGUAGAGAAGUUGUCUCCCAAAUAUGUGCUAAGAGAAGAAAUAAUUCAAUUACUGCAUUGUAUGGAAAAGCCAAUUUUAUUAAAUGCUACUUCAGAUGUUGUUACUUAUUUCCAUUCUUUAACUGACUACAUCAAUUUCAUGGGUUACCUCCUCGUGCGUUUAGAAGAAGAUGAUAUAUUCGACAUAGUCUCGAAUGCACUGAUCUGGCAUCUAUCGUAUCCAGAUUUCCUACGUAAAAAUGGCCAGAUCCGACAGAGUCACACAUUUGUGGCUGCAACUGGCCUUUGUGAAACCGUAGUCAGAAUGUUGUCGUUGUCCACAAAUCGCCGUUUUCCCACAUUUUUAGAGAUCGCGCUUUUAUUUGCCUGCGACAAUGUAGACAUAUGUGUAACAAUGAUGAGGAGUAAUAUAAUCGAAAAUUUAUUUUAUCGCUUCAAUCCCUAUUUCCCUGAUAGAGAUUUGCCAAUAUAUGAUAUAAAUCCAGCAGAUCCUCAAGACUUUAGAGUGGUACUAGGUGCUAGCAGUAUAAACUUGUCUACAACGCUCUCUUUACUUUUGGUGCUAUUAAAAACGACAAAAGAUAUAAUGAGUGUUGAUCCUGAAUUCUGUUCAACCCUUCCAUGUCCUGAUUCAUACAGCCAAAGAUGCUUCGCUUGGGCAUAUCGAUAUGAGUGUCGAGCAAGAGAUCAUCGUCAUGAGAGAAUUACAUUGACCAUCAUUUCCUCUUGUCUUCUUCAUUGUUUCGGCGACCGAUUAACCGAGUUGAGCAACUCUUUAAUGCCAGAUGUGAUAUCGUUGUCAGUGCGGACGGAAAUACCGGCAAGACCUGAUUGGACGGGAUCCAUCAACUUCAAUACGAGUCAACUGGAUGUCCGAUUCAAGCAAGUUUUAAUAUACUUAAGCGUGGAUUUCUUCAAAACAUUCCCUAAUAAUAGAUUUAAUAUGGAAUCUCGACACUGGCUUCUAGGUCUUAUGUAUUUACUGGAUCCAGUCCUCUGUAAGCUCCGAGCUCGUUGGUCACCGGCGCUUUAUUCAGACUUAAGAAAAACAACGUUUAAAGCAUUGAUUUGCACCCUUCCUAUAGCGUCGAUGCGUCUAGUACAAGAAAUUGGAUUAAUAAGAAGAUUAAUGUGGUACAUUGAAUGGUAUUCUGAGAGUCCGUACGACUUAUCUGUACUAUACUGGUGUCUUAGAGUACUGCAAGUUACUAUUAGUCGAAGAGACAGUUACCUCCGACGACAUAUGUUGAAUGAUUUGUUUGACAGUCACGGUAUUAUUGUACUUAUACAUCUCUGCCAUACUCUCCUUGAUCAAAAACCUCUACCGGUGGAGAAGAGCCAAGUGAUCUUGUGCGUAUGUUUAAGACUUCUAACAAGUUGUACUGAAGUUAACUCUGGAUUAGAAUGCCAAGUGUAUCCAUUUAUCAAAUGGCCCAAUUCUGUCCAAACUCUUUCGACAAGGAUGCUGAAUUUAGUACUUAGCUCAUUGCAAGCAAAUCUGAUUUUAAAUGAAAGAUGGAUGAUAUCCUUACUAAACUUCGUAUGGGAAUCGAUCAUUUGGAACGGCACAUAUAGAUCAAGAUUUGUAGCGGAUGACGGAGUUUAUAAGCUUUUGGACAUGAUUUCUUUGACCACGCGUCCUGUACAAUGUCUUGCCCUUGCACUUCUAUGCGACGUCGCGCGCGCCGGCGAGGCAGUCGGACAGAUUGUCACGUGGCGUGCCAAUUCUUCUGCUUCCCAAGUUAUACCAAACUUAGUGAGAAGAGGCGCCACGAUCGCGAACUUACUAGCAGCUAUCUUUCGUGAUGAAUGUCACGCGAAAAAGAUUUUAUUAAGCGAUACAGGUGUGAUACAAGAUUUAGACUGUCCCUUGAUGCGUUCGGAGAUAAAAGAACAGAUAUAUUGUUUACGUCCUGAACAAUAUAUUCGUGGGAAUGUCAUAUGCCUACCGGCAGCUGAUAUAGCGGGAUCUCGUUUGUCAAAGGUGUUUGCUAUUCUUCAUAUGCUUUCCAAAGACUUGGCCUUUAAAGUAUCGCUCGCAGAUGAUACUUACAAUCUAUACAAGAAUAUCAAGUUGCCGCCACAAGAUGAGGCAACACUAAUUCUGUGUUCACAUUAUCUAACAUUGAAACUUAACGAAACAUGGAUUGAAACUAAAAUUCUUAGCCCGCUUUUGUUACCGCAAGGUGCCGAAACUCUCCAAGAAUUGGUAGAAAUAGCGCACGGUUGGGCAAAAGAAAUAAAACAAAUGCAAGAAGAAAUAUUCAUAAGAAGUCAAAAAGAGGAUUGCCUAGUUGAAUGUUCUUUCUACGAGUUCCUUAGCCGGGCUCGACUGAAUAUUGCACUGGACGCAUUACGUGAAGUCCGCUGUAUGGCGAGGGCAUCAGAUCGCCUUCAGAUAUCACACGAUCUGUUGCACGACGCUGUUAUGGCGCAGAAACUUAGACAUGAUCUAUCGCAGAGUCUGAACACAGAAAUAAAGAAGACAUACAUCGCCCCUUUAGAUGCAAAGAACACAAUUGGUCAACACGUGAAAGUUACAAGCAUAAAACCGAAGCAAAUCGAUUCCAAAGAUCUAUGUGUUUGCCAUUUUCAGAACUAUGCUCAAUUUGUUUUUUAUAAAAUUCGAUAAACAACAAACUUCAUCAGACGUGUAUAAACGGCAGUAACACCAAAUAAAUAUGCUAAUCUCUUUAAAGCAGUGAGAGGGAUUCCGAAACAUCAGAUAACUGGUAAGUUACAUGUUUCAAAAUAAAACCAACAGGUACCAUGUAAUUGUUUAUAAUCAAAAAAGUACAUGUCAAUACGCCCUACUUAUAUCGCCCUUAAAUGAAGACUUAAAAAAAGAAGUAAAUCAGUCACUAAUCAAUGAUCUAUAAUAAUAUGGAUGCUUUAUACGUUAAACAACAUUUUUAUUACAUAAUUCGUUAACACAGACAAUUCCAAAAAAUAUAGUGAAAUUAUAACUAUUGAUUUGCGUUUGUCUACCUCUACACAAAACUGGAAGAGAUAUGAACAUUCUGGAAAUUACCAAUUAAUUUGUAAAAAUUAGAGUAUUUAAUAUUGCGUGUCGACUGCGGUGAAACUCGUAUCAAUACAUAUCGUGGUCCCUCUCUUUUUAUACGCAAAAAACAAAGACAACAUGUGCCCAUACAAGCGUCACGGCAGACCAGUUUAACUGUUAUUCAUUUACUUGAUUAUUUUAAUAUUGCAUAGUUCGAAUUCAUAUGAAUCUAAUCUAUAUUUCUGGGGAAACAUAAAACCAAGUUGAAACAUUUAAAAAGAAUUUUUUUUUCUCUUUGUAAUAACAAUUGUUACGAUCAUAAAAGCUUUCUUAGACAACAUGUCGUAGAGUUCAAAUGUUUGUGGGUUUCGACUGCAGUGAUAUUUGUGUUAAUACAUGUCAUCGCUCACAUUCCCUUUGAAAGAACAGACACAGCAUACAACAGACAAAUGCCACUGCAGUGUAAACCUACCGUUAUAACGUUACAUAAUUAUAAAAUAUUGAAAAUUGACUAGGAACAUAAUUAUGAUUUAUAUUCAAACAGUUAAUAUUAUUUCUCUUACAAUAGACAACAUUUCCAAUAUUCAUUCAUAUUUAGUAUAUGGCCAGUGAUUGUAUAGAAUAUGUUAACUACAUAAAAGCCAUACGAUCUAAGAAUUGGUAUACUAUGAUUAAAGAGUUUAGCAGAUCACAGAUUUAUUAUACUACAACAGAUUGACUUUGAACACAAUUUUUUUGUACAGAAGGGACAUAUAUUCAUAAUGUUUAAUCACAUGCCGUAAAUUGUAUUUUUAUUAUUAAUUUAUAAAAAGUUUUUUUGACAAAGUAAAAAAAAACAAAUGGAAAAACACUUUUAGGAAAUUGAUUAGGCUAUAUGCUUUUUAUCACUUGAAACAGGAGAUUGUAAAAGUCCUCAUUUUCUAAUGCCAUAUAAUAAAUCUAUGAAUAAACCUAACCUUUUGAUUAUAGCUAAUUGGCACUUCUAAUUAGUUUAAUAAACUGCCAUUUCAUAUUUAAGGCACUACGAUAUCGUAUCUACCGUAUCAAUAUAAGUAAAUUAUAAAAACAUAUUAAAACAUAGUAAAACAUUAUUAAAUAUUGUUAUAGGUGGAGCUGAUU
Messenger RNA from Papilio polytes (common Mormon), 4694 nucleotides. RefSeq lists its product as uncharacterized. Gene Ontology annotation, cellular component: sperm midpiece; non-motile cilium. Lineage: Eukaryota; Metazoa; Arthropoda; Insecta; Lepidoptera; Papilionidae. The transcript has 21 exons. The record is from RefSeq and is a predicted model, not a curated record. Gene Ontology annotation, biological process: positive regulation of flagellated sperm motility. The coding region runs from base 51 to 3203 and encodes 1050 amino acids.